Molecule: messenger RNA, 3278 nt
Organism: Cyprinodon tularosa
Lineage: Eukaryota; Metazoa; Chordata; Actinopteri; Cyprinodontiformes; Cyprinodontidae
Gene: dcp1b
Product: decapping mRNA 1B
Exons: 10
Coding region: 225-2081 (618 amino acids)
Biological process (GO): positive regulation of catalytic activity; deadenylation-dependent decapping of nuclear-transcribed mRNA; deadenylation-independent decapping of nuclear-transcribed mRNA
Cellular component (GO): P-body
Molecular function (GO): mRNA binding; enzyme activator activity
Source: RefSeq, a predicted model, not a curated record
UGCCUUACAUGUUUACAAUCCAUCCAGGUAAACAUGGCUGCUCAAAAACUCAGAAUUCAGUUAGAGCCUGAAAACUAAGAAAAGUUUUUAAUUGCUUUUAAUCAUUUAAAGAGGCUCUAAUGAUAUACCAAUAUUUCCAUCUUGUCGUUUGUUCUUUUUUAUCUUUCUUUCUGUGACUCUUACGUUUGAAGCUUGCUAGCUUGCUGUCUUCUCCAUAGAACAGGAUGAGUUCUCCAGCUAGCAGUAGCUGUCUUUCUACUAAAGGACUGGACAUAAGUCUGUCUGCCCUGCAGAGACAAGACCCCUACAUAAACAACAUUGUGGACGUGGCCAGCCAGGUCGCCCUGUAUACCUAUAAUAACAGGGCGAAUGAGUGGGAAAAGACAGAAGUGGAGGGCACUUUGUUUAUUUACACAAGAUUGGCAUCUCCCAGGCAUGGUUUCACGAUAAUGAACCGUCUUAGUGUUGAGAAUCUGACAGAGCCCAUCACAAAAGACUUGGACUUCCAGCUGCAGGAUCCUUUCCUCCUUUACCGGAAUGCACGAUUGGUUAUUUAUGGGAUCUGGUUCUACGAUAAGCUGGACUGUCAACGUAUUGCGCAAAAGAUGCGGAGUUUGACCCAGCAGGAGCAGAUCCUGGCUCAGUCUCACGGUGGAUCCAUAUCACCAGCAGCAGCAGCAGCAGGAGGAGGAGGAGACGUUGGUUUAGUUGGGGGAAAUAAUGAGACCAAAGCGGUUGACAUCAUUCAGAUGUUGACUAAGGCACGAUCAGAAUACCACAAGUCUGCCUCAGAGCCAAAGGAGAUUGGAGGCAGCAGUGUUCUUUGUGGAAACCCUAACCUCAUUAAACCAAUUCCAGUUAAACCAACCACCCAGGUCAGUGAAGGUGCAGAAGCUCUGUUAGGCUCUGAACAUCAACAUCACCACGCUCUUAAAUCUGAAGUUCCUCCUGUUGCUCGCCCACCCGUUGCACGCACUCUGACCUACGAGGAUUCAGUCAACUCUGGCAGGAAUGUCGCCCCCACAGGUGGUGUAGACACAGGAGUCAAGCUGAUAGAUGUGGAAGACAGUGGGAACGCCCCACAUCAGCUGCCGAACCAAAUCCAACACUGUCCAGCCAUUGCAAAGCUCAUGCAGGGACCAAGGGGGGCAGCAGGAGCUGGCGGCGUACUACAAACACUUUCUGAGUCCCCUGAGAACCGGUUGUGUGAUAACGGAGUGCUGUUGCAACACCACCACCCCCACCUCCACCAUCAUCACCAUCACCAGCAGCUCCUCACCCAUCACCACCACCAGGAGCAGCAGCACCACCAUGACCCAAUAAAGAGAUUCCUGCAGGGCCAUCCACCUCCUCCACUUGCCACUUCUUUCACCUUCCCUGGUUCUCAGGCUUUGCACCAGAUCCCUCAUCUCGCCUCCCAGGCUGCCCAAGUGGAUUCUGUCUCACGGUCCCACCUGGAAGCACAACAAGGUCAGCAGCUGCUCCUCAGCCUGGUGAAGUUACAGACAGAAAUACAGCAGAGAGGGCAGGCAGAUCCUGCUGCUACGGGAACAGGUCUGUCAUCCCAGAUGCAAAGUGUGGUUUCUCCUCACGAGCUUCUCCAGAAACUCCAGCUGGUCCAGCAGGAACAGAGCCUGACUCCUCAUGAACAUCAUCGGACUCAUCCUCAUCCAGGACUAGCGCCUCGGUUUCAUGGAUCCAGUCAGAAUCAAAGUACAGGCUCAAUCUUUGGCUCAGCCCCAACCCAGAUUUCAAGUAUCCAAGAUCAAAAAAUUGAGCCACAAUUUCAGAUCCUCUCCCCCCAGCGGAUACCUGCCACAGUGGCCCCCACUCUGCUCCUCUCUCCCAGUGUGUUCUCUCAGGCAAAGCCCAGCAGCAGGCCGCCGGCUGUUGCUCCAGACAGCCGCUCUGCAACUUCAACCUUACACAAACCCUCACUGCCAGAGGAGGUCACAGCUCUCUCUAAAAGCCAGCUUCAAGCAGCACUGCUGCAUCUGAUUCAGACUGACAGCUCAUUCCUGGACUCCAUCUAUGAAGCAUACGUCAGCCGCUUUGCUAACGGCUCCAGCAGCAAGUACUGAUGACUCUACACAUCAGCUGUCUGUCUGCACACUCUCCCUGCUCGAAGGCAGAACCUGACACUUAGUGAACCUCUUCUUCUAAAUUACCAUGCUGUAUUUCAAUCUGGACAGUCUGGCUGUCACUUAGAACAGGCUCUUAAAACAUAAUUACGGGUAUACAAAUGCAAAUAUAUAUAUAAAUUUUUUUUUUCCUUUAGCAGUAAUUUACAACUUUUAAAUAUUUGGACUGAUUAAAAAAAUUGGUACAAUUUAAUAAUUAGCAUGAUGGAUAAACUUGAAGUUUAAGUUGACAAUAACUGGAACAUACUGUAUGGUUAAAAAAAUGUUCAGACUGGAUGAUAUUUUGCACAGUUUAUUCAGGUAUGUAUAUAUAUAUAUAUAAUACUUUUAGCAAUAGCCAGCCAACUAGACUCAAAACAUAUUCUUUCAUUUUUAUUAUUAGUUUUUAUUAGAUUUCUUGUUCAAGAUGUGAUCAAAUGUGUUUAUCUGUCUGCAGCGUUCAAAGUUUGACAUUACUUUUGUUGUUUUUUUUCUUUGUAAAAUUCAAUAAGAGUUUAUAUGUCAAUUAACAUUAUAAAGAAGUAUUGAAUUAUUUCAUCAAGCAUGUGGCAUUUAAAGGGCAUUUAUUAUUAUUUUCCUUAUUUAAUUGUGUUCAGGCUUGUAGCUCUGAACUGUUAUUUUUGCAAAGCUUGGAAUCCAGAAAUAAUAGUAAAAUGUGCCUUUGAUUACACUCACUGGGACAGAAUCAUUGCUCACAAUAAGUUAACGUUGAAAAAAAAACUAGAAGUUCUGGCAGCAAUCAGGUAACCUUCCAAAAUCUCAUCCUGUUCUGACCAGCAAUCUCACUCAGACAUGUCGGCACAUUCCAACAAGCAAAAUAUGAAGUUUCGGAUGGCUUGCUCUAUGUGAGCGUGUCAUACAGUGGUUGUAAAUGUGAUUUAGUCUUGGAGUUAAACUGCAUUAAAGUAAUCUAGCUCUAAAAAUAUUUCCCCAUCACUAUCUAAGCUAUCUAAGUAUGUCUCCAGUUAGUUUGACGGCGACUACGUGGUAUUUGAGCUUAAAUCAUUCAAUCAUUCAUUUGGUUGCAGCAGAAGCAAAUAUAUUUUGGCUAUAUAAAUAUAAGAAAUAGUGAAAUUGGAAUUAUCUUAUCAUAAUAUUUUGAAACAAAAAACAUUUUUAAUGACCGAGGGAAUUAAA